Molecule: messenger RNA, 5312 nt
Organism: Labrus bergylta (ballan wrasse)
Lineage: Eukaryota; Metazoa; Chordata; Actinopteri; Labriformes; Labridae
Gene: efnb2a
Product: ephrin-B2a
Biological process (GO): blood vessel morphogenesis; axon guidance; ephrin receptor signaling pathway
Cellular component (GO): plasma membrane
Molecular function (GO): ephrin receptor binding
Source: RefSeq, a predicted model, not a curated record
CCAGGUUUCGGAGCAGCGUUGAGGCAUCAUCCCUAUACGCUGUGUGCGGGACGGAUCUCUGGGAGCCAGCCGCAGCGCCUGCAUUGUUUUGGGGACCUCUACUAUUUGUUGCUCACCACCAGCUGAAAGGGGAAUAUCUCACCAUUCCACCACCAGCCAUCUCUGUGCUUUUCUCUGCUGCUGCUGCUGCUGCUGCUGCUGAUCUGGAUUUUGGCUGCACUGCUGGACUAUCACGCAGGGGAUUUAUAUUUGUAUUGAUUUCCAUCUGCCGCCCGCUCCGCCUCGGACACCGCCACUUUUUUCUCUCUGAGGGAUGUAUAACAGCGGGUUGAAUCCUGCGCUCUGAACACGGGAGAAUAUCCACGCACUGUCUGCUGAAUGAACUGCUGCUGUGCGCCCUUGGUUUUUGGAGCAGGUCUCUCUUCUGGAGAUGCUCUCGUGCGUCUGACCGGGGUUUGUGGUCCGUGCGUAUCCCCUCUGGAUCGGGAUAUAAGGUGAAGCAGUUGCCGCGGAACGCUUGUCCUUUAUUUUUGUGGACAUAUUUUUUUUUUAUUUGGAGGAGGAUUGAGCACCGACCCGGAGGCGCGCAGGCUGCACCAUGGGGGACUCGAUGUGGAGAUAUUAUUUCGGAGUUUUGUUUAUUGCCUUCAAAGUGGACCUGUGCCGGGCGCUCAUCCUGGAGUCCAUCUACUGGAACACAACAAAUACCAAAUUCGUGCCAGGCCAAGGCGUGGUUUUGUACCCCCAGAUCGGGGAUAAGUUGGACAUUGUGUGCCCCCGCGUGGACGGCGGGGUGGCCGACGGUGUGGAGUAUUACAAGGUGUACAUGGUGCCCAGGGAGCAGCUGGAGAGCUGCACCAUCACCAAGGCCGACACGCCGCUCCUCAACUGUGUCAAACCCGACCAGGACGUCAAGUUCACCCUGAAGUUUCAGGAGUUCAGCCCCAAUCUGUGGGGCCUGGAGUUCUUCAGAGGGAAGGACUACUACAUCAUCUCCACGUCUAACGGCACCAUGGAGGGCAUCGACAACCAGGAGGGGGGCGUGUGCAAGACCAAGUCCAUGAAGAUAGUCAUGAAAGUGGGACAAAAUCCCUCUGAUCCUAUUUCACCCAAAGACAACCCCACCAGAGUACCCUACCCUCCCAAGCACUCAGACGACAAGGACACCUACAAUCCUAACGACGUGCUGGAGAAGCCAGGUGUAGCACACAGAGAAAGCAACGACAACGACGACGGGGGAAAGUCCUCCAGCGUCAUCGGCUCCGAGGUGGCCAUCUUCGUGGGCAUCGCCUCGGGCAGCGUCAUCUUCAUCAUCAUCAUCAUCAUGCUGGUCCUGCUGCUGCUCAAGUACCGGCGGCGGCAUCGCAAGCACUCCCCGCAGCACGCCGCCACGCUGUCUCUAAGCACCCUGGCCACGCCCAAACGGAGCGGCGGCGGGAACAAUAACGGCUCGGAGCCCAGCGACAUCAUCAUCCCGCUCAGGACUGCUGACAGCGUCUUCUGCCCGCACUACGAGAAGGUCAGCGGCGACUACGGGCACCCGGUCUACAUAGUUCAGGAGAUGCCGCCUCAGAGUCCGGCCAACAUCUACUACAAAGUCUGACGAGGAACUUUUACGGGAACAAUCCUCGGGCAGAGCGGGUUUUUGAUUUGGCCAGGCACCGCCGGCACGCCCGCUAACUCUCGCUCUUUCUCUCUCUCACUCUGUCGACUCCUCCUCCUCCUCCUCCUCCUCCUCCUCCUCUCCUCUGAUGUUUUGUCACUAGUUUUUCUUUCUCAAAGUUUGCUGAUACCUUGUGGCUUCGGUUCGGUUACAGUCGGUGCGGAUUAAAAGUGUGGAGGGCGGAGAGAUGGCUGAAGCUGCCACUGCUGCUGCCGGGGCUCUGGGGGAAAUAAAGAAGAUGAUCUCUUCUUCCCCCUAAAAGUUGCUCCCCGUUUUGUUUUGUGCACUGCAGCCAGCGAGGAUUGUGGGAUUGGAAAAGUCAGACGGGCGCACAGUGUGUUUUUGCUAUUUUCAGAUGGGACGGACAGAUGGAUGUAUGGACGUGAAGGUUUCCUGGCACGAGAGGAGGGGAAGAAAAAAGACACUACUGCUUGGAAAAAGAGAGCUAAAGAGACAAAAAAAAAAAAAAAGAGUGAGGAGGACAGAAAAAGGAGAAUAUCGGCUGACCAUGAACUCUCAAAAUGGCUGCCCGCUGUUGAGAGACUCUGUGGAUUUAGCAGGCGGAGGAGGAAAAUGGAGAGAGAUCCUCGCAGCGAUCCUCUCUGGGACUUUUCCUGACUGACUCACGGAGAUCACCCAUUCACCCUGCCACCCACAUGCCCACCAUCACAUAAACACACAAUCACCCACGCACACAGACACACUGUCUCAAUGUGAACCGUUUGGGUUCCCAUGUGGAUCGCACCGCUUCUUCCUCAUCCCAGAAAGUCAUCCAUUCAGAUUUUACUUGAAGGUGUUCUGUAUCUGUUUCUUUUCAUAUCCUGUCGUCGUUCAAACGCAGAUGUUCUUUCCUUUCGUGACAUGCCGCAUCGUGUCGAGUGACCCCCCCCCCCCCCCCCUCAGUGGCUAGGAGUGGUGAAAGUGUGCAAAGGCAGAGUGAGGAUUCUUUUCUAUUUGUGCCCUCAUGUAGGGACUCUGGUGCACGCCAUGGUCUACCCAAAGGGACUCCUGGAAAGAGUGGAGGACUUUCAUACACAUAGAGCAGCACUUUGAACCCCAUUCUGGUACCUCCACUCUUUGCAGAGAGAGACGCAGUGAUAGCUAGAGAUGGGAGAGCAGCUGUAUCCUGUCAGAGUGAGCAGCAGCAGCAGCAGCGACGACGGCUCUCGUCUUUGUUAACCCACACUGAAGUUUGAGGGGCAAUAAGAAAUCCAGUUCGCCUUACUGCCGCAUGAGGUGAAGACGAGGCCCGAGAUCUAGUUGCGGUUAGCGUAGCUGGCUGACACAGCUCUAGGUACUGUAAUGUUUACCCCGAGGGCGAUUAAGGGUGCCCUGCGUAAUCGGUGCUCUCCUGUUCCAGCACGCUCCACAUCCCAACUUGUUAAACACGACAGCUCUGCAAGAAGCCCAGAGCUUCAAAAUAUGAAGCAGCAGGUACCCCCUCUAUAGCUUUGGGUUCUGCACAUACAGGACUCCAUGUUUAAGUAAGCAAUGAUAGCAUUCAAGAGGAAGUUAGACUAUCAAAACAAAGCUGUCAGAUUAUGUUCUUUACUUAACGCACAUCCAUCAGUUUUGUCUAAUUUUUCAAAAAAACAUCUAAAACAUAAAUUACAUAUUCACAGGAGUUUCGGCACCUUCAUUUCCACAACAUUAACCCUUAUGGUAUUUGUCGUUGCAUGCCCAAAACUCAUAAAAUGUCAACAGUUCCUGCAACCUUUUAUUUUGAAAGUUGCACCAAAUAUUGCACCUCUAUGAUGACGAUCUUGACGUCUUUAUUUAGAAGUCUUAGAGGAUGUUUAAUCGCUUCACCACAGAGAGAUCUUCACAUGUAGAACCGAUGGCGGGGGAGUACCCGGAGCGUCUUAUUUUGAAGGGCUGGGUCACUGAGCUCGUGUGUUUGCAAGUUGGGAGUGCGAACGUACUGACUAUUAUUGAUUUGUUUUUAAAGCACAGGGACAUCUUCUUACAUUGUCACUGUUUCCCAUCCUCCAUUAGCAUUUCCAUAUUGUGAGUUUUUGAUUUACUCUUUUUUUUUUACUUAAUAGAUGUACAUUAAAAAAAAAAAAAGGACAUUACAAAGAUGAAAAAAUACAAAUAAAAAGCAGAAUUUAUUUAUGAUAGACACAUAGAGCACAGGUGUUGUCAAGCAGGAUGGAGGACACAAAGAAGAAGAAGAAGAAGUAAUGUUAAUAUAUUAUGGUAUAAGUGCACAUUAUGCAAUCUAGGUUUUUCAUUAUUUGAUAUCUCUCGACCCGCUGAGUCCUGUAUUUUCACGAGCUCUCGCCCUCAGACUCUGGGCUCGGCUAGGGCAGCCUGGGCCCCGGCCCCUGGGGCGUGGGGUUAGGGGACCCCGAAUAGCUCACAUUGGUGUAUAAAAGGGCAGAGUAGCUGUGUCUACCACACUCACUCAGUGUAGCAUCUCCCAAAGGAAAACUCCCAUGAACACCCAGUGCCCCGAUUCUCCUCAUACACACCCUUCAUGUUCUCUGUGCAUGUGUGUGUGUGUGUGUGUGUGUGUGCGUGUGUGUUGAGCAAGUAUCAGUGAUUCACAUUCAUUUAUAUCAUCAGCGUAGGAUCAUAAAGGUGACCUAAGCUGCUCCCCGAGCAUGAAUCAGCCCAUCGUCAUUUGUUUUUAAAGAACAUCAAAUUUCACCGAAAAGCCAAGCCUUGUAUGAUCUGAGGUUUGUGCCUCCAAGAGGCUACAAAAUCUGCAAAUAUGCAAUUCUUAUUUAUUUUUUUAAUCGAUUCUGAGAAAAAAAAAAAACACCUAUGGAAAGUGUUCUUAACCACUGAAAGAUGUAACGACAAACAGAUGACACAAAACUAGCAAAGUACGUCACACAUGCCUGCUGUCGGGUUCUGAUUUCCUGCAUUAUCUCGAGUAUUAUUUGAACCUUUUUCUGUUUGAACGACGUUGCCGUAGUACAAAGGUAAACUGUGAAAAAUGAAACCAUUCAAAACGCAUAAAUAUAUAUAUCACACCUGGACAGGUUUUCAAGAAAAGAUGACACACGUACGACAAAGAAAUGGCUGUUUAGUUGCUGUCUGUCUGCGGCAGAAUAUGACAAUCUUAUUAGUUUCUUUGAAUCUGGCGUCCUUUUCUGAGCCGCCGCUCGACUAACGCUCUCUCAACAUUGACCCGGCUCGCUUCAAAAGCCUUUUUGUUUGAAAUGUGGCGGCGAUGCUGCGAGAGUCUUAGCACAGGGGGCUCGGAGAAGCACUUCAGGCUACUGUAAAAUGCCUUGCUCGUAUGGUCAGCCCUCGGUCACUUGACUCAGUAAUUUUGCACCGUACUUCUGUAGGUAAACAAACUGUAAAUACAUUAAUGUUUGUAUUGUAUAUGGAUCCUGGGUUGUUACAAUAGCCUUAUUCACCUUUUUAGGAAAGUAAAUGGAAAAAAAAAGUUCAGAAAAAAUGGAAUACACUUCAGUUGAAACAGAGCAUACUACUUUUUUGGUAAAUAGCUUAUGUAAAUAUUGACCAGAACCCAAUAAAAACAUUUUUUAUAAACUCUUAAAGUAAGAUGUUUUGUAUAAAAUUUGAAUUUUUUGCUAUGUAUUUUAGCUAGCGCUCGAUGGAAAGUCCGUGUCCUCCCCACUCCCUCCCCUUUUGCACUGUUUCCAUGGUAAUUUGGUUUAAAAAAAAAAAA